Molecule: messenger RNA, 3785 nt
Organism: Triticum urartu
Lineage: Eukaryota; Viridiplantae; Streptophyta; Magnoliopsida; Poales; Poaceae
Product: F-box protein At5g49610-like
Molecular function (GO): protein binding
Source: RefSeq, a predicted model, not a curated record
UCAACGCCGCCGCCGUCACUCCCUGCCACAAGCAGUCCACCACUCAGUUCACUCCUCUUGCUUGCCGCCGGCGACCAUGGUGGAUGCCGCAAGAGUGACAGCGCCGCCUCCCGACGGCAGCCUCCCGGACGAGAUCACCAUCUGGGAGAUCCUCGUCCGGCUGCCCCCCAAAUCGCUCCUCCGCUGCCGCGCCGUCUGCCGCGCCUGGCGCAGCGCCACCUCCACCCGCCGCUUCCUCCUAGCCCACAACGCCCUCCAGCCCACCCUCCCCCUCCUCUACGGCUACAACUUCGUCGGCGACGAGGUCGAGUCCCUCGACAUCAUCCCCUUCCACCAGCGGGCAGGCGCCGGCGAGCUCCAGCUCCGGCCCGUCGCGCGGCUUGCGCAAGACUCCGACUUCCACCAUCUGGAGGCCUGUUGCGACGGCCUCCUCGUCCUCUCCUUCCGCAACACCAGCGUCCGUGACUGGCGCUUCGCCGUCUGCAACCCCGCGACUCGUCAGUACGCUCCCCUCCCGUUGGCUUAUGGCUCCGGCGUCGAGUACUCGCUCUUGGGGAUGUACCCACACACCCCCACCGGCGACUACCGACUGUUGAUGUUCCGGGACUCGGUAUCGAUGCAUCAUCAACUGGUACCUGACGCCGCUCAAGACGGCUCCUACAUCUUCACGUUAGGCUCCGGCCAGCCACCGAGGCACAUAGGGUUCCUCGAAGCGGAGGUGCUGACAUUCACCUUUGGGUCUCUCCUGUUUCGUGGUAGCCUGCAUUGGCGCCCACCAGGCAACAUGAUAAUGGUGUUCGACACCACGACUGAGUUGUUCUGGCAGAUGCGCGCUCCGGCUGUUCCUCCUGGCCAUGCUAAGUUGUUUCAGAUGGAUGAAAUGCUUGGCAUGUCCGGCUUUAAUGAUGCAGCGACAACCAUUGAUAUCUGGGUGGCGCAGGACUACGAGAGCGAGGUCUGGGCCUGCAAAUACCGGGUAGACUUCUCAGUUGCAGAGCUCACUCUGCGGUUUGGAAAGUUUGACGAAAGUUCUUGGGUGGUGGUCAUGCCUUCGGAUGGUGAUGUGUUCCUACUGGUCAAUUUUGGUGAGUGGCUACUUCAGCUUGACAUUGGUGGCAAGUUGGUCGCUACUUUCCAUCGCAGAGGCCUCGGUCCUGCAAAUCUUCGUCUCAAGCAAACUCUUGUUCAACACACCUUCUUUCCAAUACUAGAGGGUUAUGUUACCAACUCUCCGCCUUUCAUCUGACAGAUGUUAUGUCAAGUGCUGAUUCUAUCUAGCCCAACUGUCAGUAUCCUCAUGAGUUGCAGUGUGUGUGAAUUCGGCCCACUAUGAGCCAGCUAGUUUCAUGUUGAUGCAUAGACAAGUUAUGAUCAACAAGCUUGACUGUUUCAUGGUUAUGUUUAUGUUUCUCUGAAUAUUCUUCUGGGCUGAAGUGGCUGCCGUGAGUCUUAAUGCUAAAAUUGCAAGUCUCUGUUUACUUUAUAUUUCUAUGUUUAUAUUUCUCUGAUCAUUUAACUGAAGAAUUAACUUCUCAUUGUAUUUCUGUUUUUAUGUUUUGUUUUAGCUGACAAUGAAAUGAGGCAAAUUAUCCUGUUUCAAUUAGCCAAUUUUUCAGUGAAAUGUUCUAUUGCGGUUCAUUUUUAUUCAUGAUUCAAUUGCAUUUGGUUAAGUACUGAGAUAUACUGUUUUAAUUCUGCCUUCAUGUUGUAUCAUUAUUCAUUUGGAGUUAUAUUUAUCACUUCACUUUAUCUGUAGCCAUUUUAAGGAAUCAAUGAUUCGUGUGAUGUUUGAUAUCAACAUAAGCUCGAGAAAUAGAACCUUUAUUUAUAAGUAGUAGAAAGGUUAUCAUGGUCAGGCUCAGUUUCUAGAUUGUGCUCCACUUUAAAUUCUGUAAGUGUCAGCCAUGUUCUUUUGUCCUGUGAUUGGCGCAAUGCGUAUGAAUUGGGUCAACUAUGAGCCGGCUAGUUUCUUUUUAUGUGCUGACUGUUUCAUGGUUGCAUGCAAUUUAUGCUUGUGUGAAAAUUGUGAACAUCCUUUUGGGCUGAAGUGGUUAGCAUGUUGAUUCUAAAAAUCAUGAAGCUGUUUUGGCCAGCUUUUGAAAUGGCUGCCAUUGUUCUGUCUCGUGUCUCUGUUUUCCUUUGAACUGAAGAAUUGACUUGGUUUUUAAUCGAGAUUUUCUUCUUUCACUGUUUCUUAAAGGUCAUCUAGUGGUUUCAUCUACUAAAAAUUUAGCCAAUAUACACUUGUUUCCUGUUUCCAUGUUUUGUUGUAGCGAAUGAUCAGCUGCUAUACCAAGUUUGAGCCCGCGGGCUUCUCUGUCGAUGCAUAUAAAGCUGUGAUCAGGAAUCUCUUGUAAGAAGUCUUGGUUUAAACAGAAAAGUUGGCUGAUGAUACCAAUCUGUGGUAAUGCUAAGUUUGAUUGAUCAAGGUAUUGCCAAAAAGUCAUUGCAAUGUUGCUUGUGCUGUGAAUAGUACUUGUCAGAAUAAUUUGGUUGGUAGGAACAUACAUGGUCUAGUCUUUCCUGAAAUGGCCUUGCUCUCACAUUAUCAUGCAUGUUCUAAUAUUGGGAGAAAAGUAAAUUUGGUGGGUGGAUCCAACCAGGAUUGCUAUCAUGGAUUCAUGGGUGCUCUUAUUUCAUAUCUUAGGUAUCAUGUGAAUCAUGGAUAAGGUGAAGAGUUGGUGUUCACAGUUACUUGUUUGCUGAUCUGUGCUUAUUUGAGUAUUUGACAAAAGUAAAUCUCCUUCCAGUUUGUUUAUUCUUAGAUCAUUACUAGUUUAGACUUGAUGCACAUUUAAGUCAACAAAAUUCAAAGAAAAAUUAAGGUUUGACAGUUGCAAAAUCCUUUAUAAAAUGCGGGAUUUCUAGCUGUUAAUUAAUUCAUCACUAAAAGAAAUAUAUGUAUUUCACAUACAGUAGAAAGUUUAUGAGCAAUGCAUUUCUUGUCUUUUAUCUUUUCCUAUUUGCUCUGUGAUCACUAUCAGUAAUACAUUUAACACUGGUCUACCCGAGAACAUCCACUUUAUUGUUUUCUUCAGCCAACAAGACUCAUCAUACACUGCUGUUGUUGCUGACCAGGCACCCUGUGCAUUCUAGUUGUGUUUCUUUGUUCCUGCAUGAAGCAAGAAGAAACAGGUGAUGGGGAACAAGAAAAAAUGUUAGAAGUUGCUCGCUGGAACCUACCUUGCAGCCGAUACGUUCAAAAUUCGGACUGCAUGACGACGAAUGUAUAACAACAGCAAGAUCCCACUAGCCCCGAGCAAGCAUAUCUUCAAAUCUAAGGAAUGCAUCUUGACUCCUUGACCAUGGAUCGCCUAUUUUUUGAGCGACUUGCGUGUAAAUAGGUAUGUAGUCAAUAUUGACCUGUGGCUCCGACGACGGUCACCAGGGAGAUGAUGCCUCUGGGAGCAAUACAACAGUAAUCUGACAAGCAGAAUUCAGGCAGAGUUGGUGACCACUCUGUGAUUAAAGUCUGGGAUAGGACUGUCAUUGUCUCUGACCAACACCAGGAAGCACUUCUGCUGGCGGCACGCGCACACUCGGCAUAGGCCGAUUUAUUGAACUGAAGAUUUGACUUUGCCUUUUAUCCAGGUCUUCUUUUUAUUCUUGACUGAUUAUCUGGUUUUGUUCUUGCUGAUGAUUAAAUGUGGCAGAUUAUCCCCUCAAUUCGGUCACUUGCUAGUUUCACCUGAUUGUAAGAAGUGCUUGGAGGACUACCCGUUACAUUGAAUGGAAUGAUUGCAUUAUAGUCCACUUUUUUCAGUAAAAUGUUUUGUUGCAAUUCA